AUGCUGGACCGCCGGGCUGCGAGCUACGAACUGCGAACUGCGAACUGCGAACUGCUCGACUCUGACGAGGGGAAGGAGCCCCGGAGCGGGGUGGGGUGUAACUCACAACUCAUCGUGGCUGCCAAAUCCAGAUCCAGAACCGGCUCUCAAAUUCGAUUAGAUCUCCAAGUUCUCCUCUAUCCCAAGCUCGACACCGCAUCAGAAGACGCCUCUCCCGCUCCGGAAUCCACCCAAGGCAAAAUGACCAGUUUCGCAUCGAAGAGACUGUCGAAGGAGCUGUCGAAGAUCCACGGCACGCUCCCGCCAGGAAUCGAGCUGGUCAGCGCAGAGGGAUUCCAAGAAUGGCAACUCGACAUCAAAGUCCUUGACGCAAACCCGCUGUACAUGAACAAGACCUUCCGCCUGAAGUUCAAGUUCAGCCCGCAAUACCCCAUUGAACCGCCCGAGGUAAUCUUCGCCCAGUCGACCGACCGCCCGAUACCCAUGCACCCACACAUUUACUCCAACGGCAUCAUCUGCCUCGACCUGCUCGGCCAGCAGGGUUGGAGCCCCGUGCAGAACGUGGAGAGCAUCUGCAUGUCCCUCCAGAGCAUGCUGACCGGCAACACGAAGGACGAGCGUCCCGAGGGCGACCAGCAGUUCGUUGCCAACAACAAGCGGAGACCGCGCGACAUCGAUUUCUACUAUCACGAUAAUACCGUCUAG
Drepanopeziza brunnea f. sp. 'multigermtubi' MB_m1 is the source of this 705-nucleotide messenger RNA. RefSeq lists its product as uncharacterized. Lineage: Eukaryota; Fungi; Ascomycota; Leotiomycetes; Helotiales; Drepanopezizaceae. The record is from RefSeq and is a predicted model, not a curated record.